AAAACAACGCAUUAAUAUUAAAAAAUUAUGUGAACCAAUCGAAAUUUAUGCUGUAAACCAAUCAAAAUGUAUUGUACUGUAAAAAAUAAAUGUAUAUAUUUUGUAAACUAUUGAACUUUCAUUCAUUCAGUCCUUAACGUACAACAAGUUAAGAUGUACCUCCAUAUUAAUUUUAAAUCUAUUUACCUGUUGAUAUAUAUAUUGAAAUAUAUAUCUGGAAUGUUAAACGACGAUACUGAUGAUAUUUAUAACCUUCUUGUUAAGUAUGGACAUAUUUCGGCGGUGGACUUUGACGAACAACCCAAUUUACAUUUAGAUCGUCAGGAAAUGUUAGCUGAAGGUCUAUCUCACUUUCAAAAUUACUAUCAUCUCCCUAUAACAGGGCAGGCUGAUAAUGAUACGUUAAAGCUACUGUUAAAACCCCAAUGUGGUAAUUUGGAUGUUUAUACAAAUUUAAACUAUAAACAUAUAACGCGUAAGUGGAACUUUACUAAAAUUAAAUGGGGUUUGUUCCAACCAUAUCAUCUACAGUCCGUAGAGCUAUUUAGAAAGGCGUUUAACGUUUGGUCUGAGCAUAUAAAUUUACAAUUUCAAAAAACUUAUCGAGAUAUUAACAUUUUAAUCGGGUUUCGAAGUGUGAAUCAUACACUUAUCCAAAAUCCUAGGAUAAAUUGCCCCGCUAAAUUUGACUGUAAAGGAGGUGUGCUAGCUCACGCAGAGUAUCCGAGUAUACAUAAAGAUAAAGUUGAAAUUCAUAUAGACAUAGACGAGAAUUGGAAUUUCACUAAUAAUAACGAAAAUGAAGUCAAUUUAUUACCAGUUAUUAUACAUGAAAUUGGACACUCUUUAGGGUUAGAUCAUAAUAAUCGAAAUGAUUCCGUAAUGUAUGCAUAUUAUGGUGGAGUUGAAACCUUAAGUCAGCAUGACAUUGAUAAUAUACAGAGAAUCUAUGGACGUAAAUCACUUGAUAAACCUAGUAUCUCUACAACAACCUCAAUUCCCACUACAAAUAGAACUCAAACUUCGACUACAACAAGAACAACAACAACAACAACAACAGUAAGGCCAUCACCAUCAACAACAACAACAACAACAAUAAGGUCAACAUCAGUUUCAACUGUCAACGUCUCCCAUAUAUGCGAUGUGGAUGAAAAGUUCACAGCAUUUUUAAUUUACGAUAAAAUAGUCUACGUUUUCUUUAAGCAGUGGGUUUGGUUAAUUGAUCUAAAGACUAAAAAACCGAUUCAAUCCGAAGCUGUAAACAUUUUAGAUUGGAUACACCCCUUGAGAGGGGUUUUAGACAAUAGCGACUAUGACUAUGUAGUGUCAGUAGAUUCAAAUGGUCUAUUCACAUUUAUUAUCAAAAAUGAAAUAUAUAUAAUUGAAAUUAAGAGUUUAACUGUAAGGUAUAAAUAUAGAUUUUCUGAAACUGAAUUAGGUUUAACUGAUGCAAGUAAAAUUAGAGGUGUGGUUGCCAAUAAUUACGGUUUGACAUAUAUCUUUUUCGAUAAACAUUAUAUCAUCCAGGUAGAUGAGUACUUUACAGAAGAAAAAAGAUUAUAA
Molecule: messenger RNA, 1563 nt
Organism: Onthophagus taurus
Lineage: Eukaryota; Metazoa; Arthropoda; Insecta; Coleoptera; Scarabaeidae
Source: RefSeq, a predicted model, not a curated record